GGAAGAUGAUCCGUGAUUAUUCAUACUGCGACCCCCGCCCCGCCGCUUGCUCGCUGUCAACCUGUUACAUUGCGAGUUUGCAUUGACACACGUUUGUACAAUCCAAAGUUCUCAUGGAGAACAGAACAACUUCAACAAUGACCAAAUAUGAAGAAGACUAUACUUCUUUGCUUUAUUCACGGCUUUAAAGGAGGAGAUGAUACUUUUGGAUCCUUUCCUGAACAUCUUCGAGCUCUCGUAAGCCAUGGCCUCCCAAAAGUCAAGGUUCGUGCGAUCACAUAUCCACAAUACGAAACUCGUGGAGAUUUGGGGGAAUGUGUGAGCAGAUUCAGAGAUUGGCUUCAAGAAAAGGUAAUCGAUAUCGAAGUCCAAAACGGAACACCUUCUCCAACCGUCGACCCUUCAGUUCGCACGAUACUUAUUGGUCAUUCCAUGGGAGGAAUCGUCGCUGCUGAUACUGCACUGUCAAUCACGUCCGAUAAGGCGAUAGAUUCGAAAGAAACUACAGAUGCAAUAAAUGCUUUUAUGUUUCCAUAUAUUCAGGGCGUUCUUGCAUUCGAUACUCCUUACUUGGGCAUAUCGCCAGGUGUAGUUGCGCACGGUGCUGAAGGCCAUUACAAUGCAGCUACAUCGGCCUUCGCACAAGUGAGUAGUCUGGCAGGUGCAAUAUGGGGCGAGAAGGAGGUAGACAAAACUGUAGAGGAAAAGAAACCGGUCGCAGCACUACCAGCACCACCGCCUGCGGAAGCACCUGCCUGGAAGAAAUGGGGAACUUUAGCAAUGUAUGCCGGAGCAGCAGGCGCCAUUGCUGCUGGAGGUGCAGCUGCAUACUUCAAAAAGGAUCAAAUUCAGGAAGGGUGGUCAUGGGUAGGAUCACAUCUCGAGUUCGUGGGAUGUCUAAUGAAGGGUGAAGAGUUGAAGAAGAGGGUGGCUGGGAUGGUUAAUUUAGAGAAGAAGUUGGAGGUUGGUUGGGCAAAUUUAUAUACACGGUUGGGCAAAGAGGCAGUGAGUAAAGCUGAUGGAAGCUUGGUGGGAAGUGUGAUUGGGAAUCAGAGGACAUUCUGCAAUCUACCAAAAACUAUUGCCAAGGAUUUCUUUCGAGAGGCUAUUAAUGACAAGGCCUCUGACGAAACAAGUGCGCAUAUGACUAUGUUCUUUCCAAAAGACAAUCCAGGAUAUUAUACUUUGUCUGAGGAUGCAAAGAAAUUGAUAGUGGAGUGGUCGACUAACGAGUGGUACGAAUCAAGUACAAGAGAACGCACUACAAGCACAAGAGAACGUUCUGAAAGCACAAGAGAAAGGUCUACAAGCACAAGAGAACGUCCUGCAAGCACAAGAGAGCGCACUACAAGCACAAGAGAACACCCCGAAGGCACAAGAGAAAGGUCUAUAAGCACAAGAGAACGUUCUGAAAGCACAAGAGAACGUUCUGAAAGUACACGAAAACGUUCUGAAAGCACACGAAAACGUCCUGAAAGCACAAGAGAACGUUCUGAAAGUACACGGAAAAGUUCUAUAGGCACAAGAGAAUCCUCUACUAGCACAAGGGAACGCCCUCUAGUCACAAGAAAACCUUCUACAAACACAAAAGAACGCCCUACAAUCACAAGAGAACGGUCUACUAAAGUCGAGCACGAAUUACGAUAAUGGCAAUAUGUUUGGAGUUUGAUUUUGAAUGAAAACGAGAACUGGCGUUGUUGGGUGAAGGAUACAUGGACGUCAAAUAGACAGAUUACCAGAGCGAUAUAGAAUGACUGCAUUAUCUUUCCAGAAUAAAUGAAAACUCAUGCAAUAUAUAUUCCCGGUGUAUCA
This is a messenger RNA of Botrytis cinerea B05.10, 1812 nucleotides long. RefSeq lists its product as hypothetical. The transcript is spliced from 4 exons. NCBI's taxonomy places the organism in Eukaryota, Fungi, Ascomycota, Leotiomycetes, Helotiales, Sclerotiniaceae. The record is from RefSeq and is a predicted model, not a curated record. The coding region runs from base 148 to 1647 and encodes 499 amino acids.